Molecule: messenger RNA, 3203 nt
Organism: Perca flavescens (yellow perch)
Lineage: Eukaryota; Metazoa; Chordata; Actinopteri; Perciformes; Percidae
Gene: ice2
Product: interactor of little elongator complex ELL subunit 2
Exons: 15
Coding region: 24-2954 (976 amino acids)
Biological process (GO): snRNA transcription by RNA polymerase III; snRNA transcription by RNA polymerase II; positive regulation of transcription by RNA polymerase III
Cellular component (GO): transcription elongation factor complex
Source: RefSeq, a predicted model, not a curated record
AGCAAUGCUCACAAGGCGCUUUAAUGUCAACAUCAUUUUACCAGACGAAGAAUGUCACCUGUCAAAGGUUUGUUAGCUCAUAUAUUUACAGUAGCUUCAAUGUUGUCAUUCCUGCAGACCGCUUGGUAGUGACCAUAAUGGAGCUGGUAUGGGAGGACCCUCCAGUCCCUGAGGCUCCCUUCUUUACCAAAGAUCUCUAUGACAAAUAUUCACUUGCACCCAAUAUCAGAGAACUGUGGGCCUUUCUCCAAAGUCCUGUAGAGAACAUAAAACAGGACUGUGGGGCUGCAAAAGCCUCCUGCACUCCUUUCACAAAAGAAGCUGCAGCGUUUAAAGACAACAGUUUCAUCAGCAAGCACGAGUCCUGUUGGGACAGCUAUGACAGUGACGAUCUGUGUUCAGACAAUGCUGGGGGAGAUGUAGGAGAAUUUAAGGAUACUGAAAAAUCAAGAGUAAAAUGUCAGCAGGUUGAGAAUGAGGCAGAGGCUGUUUACCCUGAACCCAGACUGCCCCUCCCGUGUAUGUCCAGCCUGUCCAGCAAAGAACAGAAGACGUAUCUUGGCAUUUUGAUGAGUAAAAAAACAAGAGAUCCUCCACAGAACUUAAAGGCACGAGUCAACAAUGAAGUGAUGCAGUUCAUGAGGUACCUGCAAGAUGUGGCCAAAAUAUGUGCUGACGACUACAACUUCAUAUCACAGGGAGCUAUGCAAUAUUCAGAGGAGUUCUUCAGGGGGUGUUUGGAGCGCAUUAAGACAUUUCCUGAGCUCUACCAGAUCCAUGAAAUGACUAGUUUGACAGGGGGAACAUUCAACCCAGGGCUGAAGCUGACCUUUGAGAAACAGCUGCUGAUCAUGGGCAAUGUGGAUAUUACAGACCACAAGAUAGUGCCUGCUGAUGCACAGCUUGCAUCGGAUUAUCAGAGUGUUUCAUCAGAGAAUCCUCCAGCUAAAAAAGCCAAGGACAUGCACGCUACGAUCAGCAGUGAUAGUAAUGCCGAGAACCUGUGUGCUCGGUAUGAGCCUCAUGUGUGUCUGACUCGAGAUGCCCUCGUCAGGCUGCUAGACAACCAUGGCCCUGACUUUGGAGAGCAAUGGGAACUGCCCGUUCGUGUCAAAUUAAACCCAGGAAAAGGCAAUAGUGGGAAGAAGACUGUGUACAUAGACUCACCUCUUCUGAAGACUGAAAUGACCGUGAGAGAGAGGAGUCAUAUCUACCAUGAGGAGAGUUUGAAGCUUUCCAUCAAGAAGAAUGGAAGUAUAAAUGUGUUCCAUUUAAUGACAGAGCUUCCUGAAGAUGAGCAGAAAGUCUCACCGGAGUGCUCAAAAAGAAAGGUAGUGUCUUUUGAAAACAAUGGUCUUGACUUUGAGGUGGACUUUACUGACCUGGAGACAUUUGGAGAGACAGCACCCAUUAAAACCCCCAAGAUGCAGAAGACCCAGAAUGAGCAGGAUGCAUGUGUUAAAAGUAAAAAAGCUUCAAGUUCCCUAUCUUUAAGUAAGACCAAAGAUAUUGACACCGUAUUGACCGAUGUGGAGGAUCCCAUAACAGAGGAGACAACUCAGCCAGUUCUGAAUGAGGCAAUUGCGCCAAAAACUGAACAAAUGAGAACGGACCCUGCUCAGGAAAGUGACGAAGAGCUGCCUUUUAUAGGAGACUCCGAUGAGGAGAAGCUGGUAAUUGAUGACUCCGUGUCUCUAGCUAAAACACCUACAAAACAACAUAAGCCUAAGACCACUCCAAACUCUGCAGAUUCCCCAAUUACUCCUGUCUCCGAGUCUGCACCUGUAAAUUCAGAGUCCUCUUCCCCUCAAAAAGUUACAAAGCAGAGGCGACAAUCCAAAAAAACAAACUCAUCUGGUGACCAGCUGGGUGAGAUCCUGCGCAUGCAGACAGCCAUGUUCAAUUCUGCAAGUGACACAGCCAAGUGUUCGGCCAUAUCCCAGGAGACCAACUCACCCACCCGAGGUACGGCACCCUCACUUCACUCUCAUCCAAUGUCUCUGGUUAAGGCCUGUGUGUCCUCAUAUUUGGAGAGAAAACCGAACCAGGAUGGAGAGACCUGCGCUGCUUCUCACGAAUCUGCACCAGUGGUCAACGUUACUGCUACAGAGCACAAAAAAAUACUGUCACAAGACCUGCAGGCUGGUGCUGAGGAUGAACAAGAUUACAAGGCUCCAGAGGAAGGCAACCUGCUCUACAAGCUUUACAGUCUGCAAGACUUGCUGCUCAUGGUAUGCAGCUCUGUCUCACUGACCCAUACCAGAAAAGUAGGCCAAAACAGCCAAAACCAGUAUGUGCCAGUGCAUGUCUUGCCCAAGCUGGAGUACCAAUUGAGUUAUGGUGUUGAGUGUCUAAGCAGCAGUGAGGCUUGCCAGCUGUGGACUGAGACAUUGCUCCACUCUAGCACGGUGUCCUACAUAGCUCACAUCAAUGCGCACACAUCAAAAGUAGCUGUGCUGAGAAAGCUGCCCGACGGCUGGAAACAGAACAUCUCCUGUGGGUUCAAGCCUUCCAAUUCGCUGAAUAUACUGCAGCACCUACUGAAAAAGCUAACUGGGUUGGAGGAAGGACAGUACCUGAUUGCGCACAAGGCAGGGGAACCAUUUGUGACCUUAUUAAAAGCGGCUAAUGGGAAAGUGAGUCGGGGGGCAUACAACCUGCAGCAGGUCCACAGCUCAGUCCCAAAGCUCCCGGCCCCCGGCCUCGUGCCCUGGAUACCUGUUGAUCCCGCUGUGGUCCUGCCCUUCCACCAGAAACACAGCCGUGUCCCCUGCACCUUCCCACCAACACCCUUCAUAAAGACAGCGAAAGUUGGGUCAUCGCAGUCCAACAACCAUGGAGCGGGGCAGUCAAAGAACAACUUGAAUGCAGGCGGCAACACCAAGAAAAAGAAAAAUAAACGUGCGGCCAGGCGUAACAAGUAUAUUAAAAAGCUAGUUCAGAAGUCCAUUUAAAUAAUCCCAUGUCAAAGGAUUUAAUAUCAUUUCAUUUCAUAUUAGGUGAGUCGGAUAAAGACUUGUACUGCAAAGGAAAGGAAACCACUGACAGUAUCUAUGAUUUUUAUACUGGAAAUACGUUAUGACCUUAAACAUAAAUGUGAAUGCUAAAGCACUCAAUAUAGAAAAUAUACUUUUUUAUAUUCUAAUUUUGUUCAGAGACAUGUUUUGUAUAUUUUGUCAAUUAAAAUGUUUUGUGAUAACAGA